AUGAACCCGCCGGCAUUCCUAUCGGACUCAUGGUACGAUGCCGCACUGGAGCUUUGCCCCGCGCACAAGGAGGGCCUUGUGGCACGCGGAGCUGCGCUGACAAACCUCGGCCGUGCACGCGAGGCCCUCAGGGACUUCGAUGCCGCGCUGCAACUCGAUCCAGAAAACGCCAAUGCUCUCAAGUACCGAGAGAUUGCACGCAAACGCGGGCGCGAGGCUCCAUCGCGCCCUUUGCGUCCUCCUUCUGUGGCCUGCCGGGUGGAGCUUCGCUUCGCCAACAGGGUCCCUGGAGAAGCUCACGACGAAGGACAGCUGUACAUCCUCAGUUCCCAAGGUCUAGAAGGCGUUUACUCGCCGUUACAGCGCGAUCAGAUGCCCCAGCUGGAGAGCCUCAAGCAGUCACUCUUGCGGGCAGUGGCUACGGAAGAUCAGGACGCGAUCUUCCGGAGUGCAGCCGCACUCGAAGAGACAGGCUGCCGUGACUCAGCGAAGGUAGCGGGCCGGUGGGCCUUGGUCUUUUCCACCCAGACGGAGCCCGGAGAAACGCAGGAGGAGACCCCCUUCUCCGCGAUCACGGCUGCGCUGUACCGGGUUUUCUUCCGCUUCGCACCCUUUCUGGCGGGUGCGCAGGGAAGCUCGAAGAUCGAACUCGCUGGACCUAUAUUUCCCAGCCUCUCGGUCGGCAAUGAACAGCUCGUGGACUUUCAAGCCAAGCGGGUGGACAAUCGCGUCGCCAUUCGUGUCGGAGGCUCCAGUGGCCCCAAGUUGGACUUGCGUGUGAAGGGUGACCUGAAGGGGAGCGAUGCCCUGGACCUGGGCGUCAUUUUUACCAGUUUCUCCUUCAAGUUGCCGAACUUGCCGGACAUCGAGCUGCCUUUGCCCAGGCCUGAAGGACGCCUUCGAACUACCUUCUGCGACGGAGGCCUUCGCAUCUCCCGAGGCGGCCGUGGAGGCAUCUUCGUGCUGAAGCGCUUGCCAGCGAAACCCUGA
Molecule: messenger RNA, 990 nt
Organism: Symbiodinium sp. CCMP2456
Lineage: Eukaryota; Dinophyceae; Suessiales; Symbiodiniaceae
Source: the annotation of a GenBank genome assembly